UUUUUGCUUGUUUCUUGUUUUAAACACUUCCAACCAAAGUAAAAAAUAACAUACACUUGGGAAGACAUUAGCAAUGCAUUCAAUUUUAAAAGAAAUUCACCCAGUUACAGUUGUGGACCAUGCAAUUAGUUGCAACUUCUUCAAUGAUCAGGAAACAAAUCUAGUCACAGCAGGCUCAUCAAAAUUAUCAAUUUAUCGACUUUAUGAUGUAGAAGAGGAUGGAACUAAAGAGGAAGAUGGUGGUGCCAAAUUAGAAGAUGUAAAAGUAAAACGAAAAUUGGAGCAAGUUGCCUCGUAUUCCUUAUUUGGUAAUGUUGUAAACAUGCAAGUUGUACGACUUGGACAUAAUAUUCGAGAUUCAGUUUUACUUGUUUUCAAAGACGCUAAGCUAUCCAUUGUUGAAUACGAUCCAUUCAAUCAUGAUCUAAAAACUGACUCGAUGCAUUUUUUUGAAAAUGAAGAAUUCAAGUGUGGUCUUACUCACAAUAUUCAUCAGCCAUUGGUUCGAGUUGAUCCCGAUCAACGCUGUGCAUGUGUUUUAAUUUAUGGUAGACAUCUUGUAGUGCUUCCUUUUAAACAUUCGACUGGUACAGAUAUCCAAGAACUACCUUCAGAGAGAGAACAUAUUAGAUCUGUGUUACCAAGUUAUAUGAUUGACUUACACACACUUGAUCAGCCAGUUUCUAACAUUGCUGAUUUGCAAUAUUUGCAUGGGUACAAUGAACCCACUUUAAUGUUGCUACAUGAACCAGUACAGACAUCUGCUGGGAGAAUUGCAGUGCGUCAAGACACAUACUGUGUGAGCGCCAUCUCGUUAAACAUGACAGAAAAAGUGCAUCCAAUUAUAUGGACCGUAAACAACCUUCCAUUUGAUUGCCAGAUGAUACAAGCUGUGCAAAAGCCAAUAGGUGGGGUUUUAGUAUUUGCAUGUAAUUCGCUAAUAUACCUCAACCAGAGCUCUCCUCCCUGUGGUGUUUCGCUUAACAGUAUGACUGAAGCAAGCACAAUGUUUCCUUUAAAAAUCCAGGAUGAUGUUGUAAUCACACUUGCAGAAGCCUGUUGUGAUUUUAUAUCACCAGAAGAACUUGUGUUAUCUCUUGGAGGUGGAGAAAUAUAUGUGUUGACAUUAUUAACUGAUGGAUUGAGAAGUGUUAAAAGUUUUCAUUUCGAUAAAGCUGCUGGAAGUGUUUUGGCAUCUUGUGUUUGUGUUAUUGAGAAUGGUUUUGUAUUUCUUGGUUCAAGACUUGGGAAUUCUUUGCUGCUCCGCUAUACAGAAAAGCAAGAUAAACCUAAUUCGGAGACAAAGCCUGGUGAGCUUCCUCUUGCCAAGAAAAGAAAAACGGAUCCUUCUGAUUUGGAUGAUUUUGAAAUUUUUGGGGAUUUGAGUGCACCAACAACACACAGUGUAACAACAUACACUUUUAAUGUAUCAGACAGCCUGUUGAAUAUUGGUCCCAUUUCGAAAUCUGCUGUUGGUGAGCCAGCAUUUUUAUCUGUAAUUUUUCAAAGUGAAUGGCAGGCAGAUCUUGAAUUAGUGUGUUGUUCUGGUUAUGGUAAAAAUGGUGCCCUCACUGUUUUACAGAGGAGCAUUCGUCCACAAGUUGUUACAACGUUUGAAUUGCCUGGUUGUACAAAUAUGUGGACUGUAUAUUCCAAUCAAAAGGAAGAUGAAAAAGAACACUAUCAUGCCUUUCUUAUUUUAUCUCGAGAAGAUUCCACAAUGGUAUUAAACACUGGAGAUGAAAUCACUGAAAUUGACAAUUCAGGUUUUAAUGCACAAAACCCAACCGUAUUCGCUGGUAACUUAGGACUUGAUAGAUACAUUGUGCAAGUUUGCCCAAUGAGUAUACGUUUACUAGAAGGUUCAAAAGAAAUUCAGGAUAUUCAAAUGGGAAGUGAUUCUCCAAAUGUUACAUUUUGUUCUAUAGCAGACCCACAUGCUGUAUUGUUAAUGGCUGAUGGUUCUAUUAUGUAUAUGCAGCUGAUAGAGGAUUUUAAUGGCCCAAAAUUGAAGUUAAUUGGUCCUGAUAUUCGCUUAGAAAGCAAAAUUACUUCAGUCUGUAUGUACAAAGAUGAAAGUGGUUUAUUUCAAAUUGAAGCUGAACAUAAGGAAAGGAGACCAUUGCGUGCUAGACGCUUGACAUCUGUUGGAGCGGUUUUAUCAACUGUAUCCAAUAUUCAUGAAGCAAAAAGGUCAUUAACAAUUGAAGAUGAGGAAGAAAUGUUAUAUGGUGAAUCCUCUGCUCUCCCUCACCCCGAUGUUCAACAAGCUCAGCUUGCUAAUAUACGAAGGAGAAGUUUUGCCUUCCAAGGACCAGCUAGAACGAACCAAGAUACGUACUGGUGUGUGAUUUGUCGCGAGAAUGGAGAAUUGCAAAUAUAUAGCCUGCCAGAGUUCACACUGGUUUUUACAUGUAAUGAGUUUUCAAAUGCUCCCAAAGUACUAGCCGAUAGUGGUGAUGUACCAAAGAAACUUAGUGCCAUGUCUAAAGGUAUCGAAGUUAAGGAAAUAGUGAUGGUUGGAGUUGGUAACAAAAAGAGAAGACCGUUACUGUUCACUAUAAUUGACCAAGAUCUAGUAAUUUAUGAAUGUUUUUCUUACAACAAACAUAUCGAUAGUGGUCACCUUGGAAUUAGAUUUAAGAGGUUAGAAACUCACAUUUUAAUGCGUAUGAAAGAAGAAAUGAAAUUAGCAGAAAUGGCUGAUGUUGCAUCAAGUGAAAAGAAGAAAGUAAAGAUCCCGCGUCUCCGUGUUGUAUAUGAUGUUUCAAGCUAUAAAGUUGGAAUAUUCGUGUGUGGAAUGCAUCCAUAUUGGUUGUUUGUCACGUCAAGAGGUAUUGUGAAUGGUCAUCCAAUGACUGUGGAUGGGGCUGUGACGUCAUUUGCCUCAUUUAACAACAUCAAUUGCCCCAAAGGCUUUUUAUAUUUUAACAAACUGGAUGAGUUAAGGAUAGCUGUCUUACCAUCUCAUCUCACCUAUGACUCACCAUGGCCUGUUCGAAAGGUACCGUUAAGAAUGACACCAUAUGAUAUUGCGUACGAGACAGAAGCCAAGGUGUAUGCUGUUGCUGUAGCUUAUGGUGAAAACCACAAAAAAUUACCUCGCUUUCAUACAGAAGAUCGAGAGUUUGAUACUGUUGAGCGAGAAUCGAGGUACAUUUACCCUCAAAUUGAUCGCUUUGUUAUUGAAUUAAUAUCACCAGUCAGUUGGGAAGUGAUACCCAAUUCAAGGACAGUGUUGGAGGAGUUUGAGCACGUUACUAGUAUUAAAGUUCUCCACCUGCAGAGUGAACUUGUUGAUACUGGUUUGAAACAGUUUGUAGUGGUUGGAACCUCUUUCAAUUACGGAGAAGACCUGGCUUGCAAAGGAAGGAUUCUGGUUUUUGAUGUUGUGGAAGUGGUACCAGAACCUGGACAACCGUUGACGAAAACGAAAUCGAAGUGCUUAUAUAACAAAGAACAAAAGGGACCUGUCACCGCCAUGUGUGCUUCCAGCGGGUAUCUAAUAGCAGCUGUUGGCCAAAAGAUUUACGCGUAUUCAUUUAAAAAUGCUGAUCUCGUUGGAGUAGCCUUUGUGGAUUCACAAGUCUUUACCGUUAACCUGUUCAGUCUUCGAAAUAUCAUUGUCGCUGCUGACAUAUCGAGAAGUAUCUCUCUUAUAAGAUUCCAGACCAAUCAUAAAUCUCUGGCAUUAGUUAGUAGAGAUAGCAAACCAUUAGAAGCAUAUUCUUCAGAAUUUUUCGUUGAUGGAUCACAGAUAGGAUUUGUAGUUUGCGAUGCAGAAAAGAAUGCUCUCAUAUUUGCUUAUCAACCUGAAGCGUUGGAGAGUUUUGGCGGCCAGCGGUUAUUGUUAAAAGCCGACAUAAACGUUGGUUGUCAUGUCAACACAAUGUUUCGAAUAAAAGUAGCACAAGACGAAGCAACACUUAGUAAAGUUCCCGACCAAAGACAAGUGACAUUUAUGCCGACGUUGGAUGGUAGCAUAUGUUCUAUACUUCCUUUACCGGAGAAACCGUAUCGACGUUUGCUGAUGCUGCAAAAUAAAUUAACAGAAUGCCUCCAACACAAAGCUGGAUUAAACCCGAGAGCAUUUAGAGCACUGAAUGUUCCAUUACGUCCAUUAACAAACGCUCAGAAGAACAUACUAGAUGGUCAGUUGUUAUCCAAGUAUGUCCACUUGAAUUUUACAGAACGAUUUGAGAUCGCAAAAAAGAUGGGAACGACAGCUGCACAGAUUCUGGACGAUAUGAUGGAUAUGGAACGCGCAUGCACGCACUUUUAAGUAGAUCAACAUCCCAUGAUGAAUAAAGACUUCUACAAAAGUAAUACAUCGUGUAUUUCUAUAACGACGUCGAUUGGACGGCGCCGUCAGCAUGGCGGUAAAAAUAGUUUUGGCAUUUCGCUCAUUUAUCGAUAUGAGAACAGCGUAAAAAGAAAGAAGCAAUGUAAAAAUUUUACAUGUAGAUAUUUUCUUAGUUGUGUAGUAAAUUUAAAUCACAUAA
Molecule: messenger RNA, 4502 nt
Organism: Hydractinia symbiolongicarpus
Lineage: Eukaryota; Metazoa; Cnidaria; Hydrozoa; Anthoathecata; Hydractiniidae
Product: cleavage and polyadenylation specificity factor subunit 1-like
Exons: 41
Coding region: 74-4282 (1402 amino acids)
Cellular component (GO): nucleus; mRNA cleavage and polyadenylation specificity factor complex
Molecular function (GO): protein binding; nucleic acid binding
Source: RefSeq, a predicted model, not a curated record